This is a messenger RNA of Pollicipes pollicipes, 6521 nucleotides long. RefSeq names its product sodium voltage-gated channel paralytic (gene para). Gene Ontology annotation, molecular function: voltage-gated sodium channel activity. The coding region runs from base 180 to 6203 and encodes 2007 amino acids. Gene Ontology annotation, biological process: neuronal action potential; sodium ion transmembrane transport; membrane depolarization during action potential. Lineage: Eukaryota; Metazoa; Arthropoda; Thecostraca; Pollicipedomorpha; Pollicipedidae. The transcript is spliced from 34 exons. Gene Ontology annotation, cellular component: voltage-gated sodium channel complex; plasma membrane. The record is from RefSeq and is a predicted model, not a curated record.
CCGGACGCCGCGGCCGUCGACACCGGACGCGCCGCCCGCCGCCGCCGCCCGCCGAUUCCGUUGGACUAUGGUUUGAUGUUUUCUGUUUCUGAGUGGACAUGAAGACCUUGUAUGAAGAGCACGAAGUGUAAAUGGUGCUAUACCUCAGCGCUUGCCCGGCGUGAGGUGUCCCCAGAACGAUGAACGACGACUCAGACUCGAUACUAGACGACGAAGAACGUAGCAUCUUUCAGCCCUUCACGCGAGAGACACUAGCGGCCAUCGAAGCUCGCAUCGAUGAAGAAAAUGCAAAGAAAAAGGAACUACAAAAGAAGAAGGAAGAAGGAGAGUCGCAGGAGACAUCCAUUAGAGGAAGGAGAAGAAAAAAGAAAGAACGCCGCAGAGCAUCCGCUUACGCCGCGCCGUCGGUACACGAAACAGACGAGGUGGUGUACCAGGACGAGGACGAGGACGACGGUCCCCAGCCGGACCCGACCCUGGAGGCCGGCAACAACCUGCCGAUGCGCAUCAAGCCCGACUUUCCGCCCGAGCUGAUCGGCGUCCCCAUCGAGGAUAUCGACCCCUUCUACCACAACCAGCGGACGUUCGUGGUGGUGAACAAGGGGCUCGAUAUAUAUCGAUUCAGUGCCUCAGCAGCGUUGUGGAUCCUGGACCCGUUCAACUCGAUCCGUCGGUCAGCUAUCUACAUCCUGACUCACUCCCUGUUCUCAUUGAUCAUCAUGAUGACCAUCAUCUCCAACUGCGUCGUCAUGGUCAUGCCGGCCAGUGAGACCAUUGAAGCCAGCGAAGUUUUGUUCACGGCGAUUUACACGUUCGAGUCUGUUGUGAAGCUCAUGGCCAGGGGGUUUAUUUUAGCUCCGUUCACAUAUCUGCGGGACGCGUGGAACUGGCUCGACUUCGUUGUGAUAGCUUUAGCAUUCGUUACCAUGGGUGUAAAUUUGGGAAACCUUGCUGCCUUGCGGACGUUUCGAGUCCUACGUGCUCUCAAGACCGUGGCGAUUGUGCCUGGUUUGAAAACUAUUGUUGGUGCGGUGAUAGAAUCAGUGAAGAACCUGCGUGAUGUCAUCAUAUUGACUAUGUUCUCCUUGUCCGUGUUCGCCUUAGUUGGACUGCAAAUUUAUAUGGGUGUGUUGACGCAGAAGUGCGUAGAGAACUUCGUGAACGAUACAGUUGUGAUCGAGAACGGCACUCAGCGAACGGUGCACUACGUCAUGUCCGACGCCGAGUGGUACGCCUGGAGCUCAAACUCCAGUCACUGGAUUCCGGACGAAAACAGCGUCAUGGGAGACUACAAGCUGUGCGGGAACUCGUCUGGCGCAAGCAACUGCCCAGCAGGCUACACGUGUUUGGUUGGCUUCGGGCCAAAUCCCAACUACGGCUACACCAACUUUGAUACCUUCGGCUACGCCCUGCUGGCGUCCUUCAGGCUGAUGACCCAGGAUUACUGGGAAGAUCUCUACCAGCUGGUCCUGCGAACGGCGGGACCCAUCCACCUCGUCUUCUUCAUCGUGGUAAUCUUCAUGAACUCGUACUACCUGCUGAACUUGAUCCUCGCCAUCGUGGCGAUGUCGUACGACCAGUUGGAGCGGCGAGCGGAGGAGGAGCGGAUGGCCGAAGAAGCUGCAGUCGCCGAGCGCGAACGAAAGGAGGAGGCGAAGGCGGAGCGGGCGGAAGCCCACCGGCGUGGGAAGGGGGACGGGGAGAGCGUGGGACGCUCCCCUUCCCAGCACACUUGUCACAGCGAUGAGCUGUUCGUCGGCCAGGAGAAGGAGCACGACAACAACCGCGAGAGGAUGAGUAUCAAGUCCGAGAUGGGGACGGAGACGACGGUCGACCAAAAGCCCAGAGCCAAUGGCAAGAUCGCUAGGAAGGGGAGCUUGAGCCUGCCCGGCUCCCCGUUCAACAUCCGGCGCGGCUCGCGCGGCAGUCACCAGCUGACGUGGCGCGCCGCCAACGGCCGCAAGCUCGGCGACCGCAAGCCGCUCGUGCUGUCCACCUACAUGGACGCGCAGGAGCACCUGCCGUAUGCCGACGACUCGGCGGCCGUGACGCCCAUGUCGGAGGAGAACGGCACCAUGGUGCUGCCCGUGUACCAGCAGCCGGGCAGCCUGCUCGCCGGCUCGCGACACGGCUCGUACACGUCGCACGGCUCGCGUCGCUCGUACAACUCGCACGGCGACCUGCUCAAUGGAAGAGGCCUUACCAAGGAGUGGCAGCUGCGCUCGCGGCGCGCCGCGCCGGCCGACGCCGCCGACAGCCAGACGGACGGCGAGCCGCCGACCGCUGAGGACUUCCAGGCCAAGGCCAGACUCUCGGACAACCCGUUCGUCGAACCCUCGCAGAAAAAUAACUCGGUCGACAUGAAAGAUUUGAUGGUCCUGAACAACAUCAUCGAACAGGCAUCUCAAGCCAGGGGAAGGCCCAGCCGGCAAAUCGAUGUUCUCGAAGAGGAGGAGGAGGAGGACGACGACGCGACAUUCAAGGACAAGCUCAAGGUGUUCGGAGCCAAGUGCAUCGACACCAUCUGCGUGUGGGACUGCUGCUGGCCCUGGGUCAAAGUGCAGGAGCUCAUCAGCGUCCUCGUGUUCGACGCCUUUUUCGAGCUGUUCAUCACGUUGUGCAUCGUUGUCAACACCCUGUUCAUGGCGCUGGAUCAGCACGACAUGAACCCGGAGAUGGAGGCGUUUCUGAAGAGCGGCAACUACUUUUUCACCGCGACGUUCACCAUCGAAGCCACCAUGAAGCUAGUGGCUAUGAGCCCCAAGUUCUACUUCCAAGAGGGUUGGAACAUCUUCGACUUCAUCAUCGUGUUCCUGUCGCUGGUGGAGCUCGGCCUGGCCGACAUCAAGGGUCUCUCAGUGCUGCGGUCCUUCCGCUUGCUCCGAGUGUUCAAGUUGGCCAAGUCGUGGCCCACGCUCAACCUGCUCAUCUCCAUCAUGGGCCAGACGGUGGGCGCCAUCGGCAACCUCACCUUCGUCCUCUGCAUCAUUGUGUUCAUCUUCGCCGUCAUGGGCAUGCAGCUGUUCGGAAAGAACUACACGGAUCGGAAGGCGCUGUUUCCCAGCGGCAAGGUGCCGCGCUGGAACUUCACCGACUUCAUGCACAGCAUCAUGAUCGUGUUCCGCGUGCUCUGCGGCGAGUGGAUCGAGUCCAUGUGGGAGUGUCUCAAGGUCAGCGACCCCACCUGCGUGCCAUUCUUCCUCGCCACCGUGGUCAUCGCCAACCUGGUGGUGCUGAGUCUCUUCCUGGCGCUGCUGCUCAGCAGCUUCGGCGCGUCCAACCUCUCGGCCGUGCCCACCAGCUCGGGCGACACGAACAAGCUGGCCGAAGCGUUCGACCGUAUCGGGCGCUUCAAACGCUGGGUCAAAACGAACGUGCUCAACGGCCUGAAAGCACUGCGCGGCAAGUUCACCAACCAGAUCUCGGACCAGUCGCGAGACGCGCGAGCCCACGGCGACGGUGAGGAGAGUGUGGCAGCCGGUAAGACCCUGGUCGAAACGGGAGCGGGUAGAGAGCUCGGAAACGGUAAGUUAGAUGGCAAAGCCAUCGCCAUGGCUGGUUCGCCGACCGACAAGACCAGAACCAUCGUGGCGAACUCGAUACCCCACGGCGGCGUCUACCCGUUGCCUGACAAGCCGUUAGAAGAUGACGCCGUCAGCAACAAGUCACUUGGAAGCCACAAGAACCGCCGGUUUGAGGACGGAAGCCAUUACGGCAGCGGUACCAGCAUCGACUCCUUUGAGAAGCGGAACCGAGAGGAUCUGGAGAGCGGUGUGUACGCGGACGAGCUGGAUGAGAACGGCAGGGUGAUCGACACCACCUCGGACAACGUACAGGCCAACGACACACCGUCUGACUGCUUCACCGAGGCCUUCUACGUGCGCUGCCCCAGCUGCCGCGGCAACCCCAACUCACCCUUCUGGCAAGGCUGGGGGGCACUGCGUCUGAAGACGUACCGCCUGAUCGAGAACAAGUACUUCGAGACGGCCGUCAUCACCAUGAUCCUGCUCAGCAGCAUGGCCCUGGCGUUGGAGGACGUUCAUCUCAAGUACAACCCGGUUCUGCAAGACAUUCUGUACUAUAUGGACCGCAUUUUCACGGUGAUCUUCUUCAUUGAGAUGUUGGUCAAGUGGCUGGCCCUCGGCUUCAAGAAGUACUUCACCAAUGCUUGGUGCUGGCUGGACUUUCUCAUUGUCAUGGUAUCACUGGUGAACCUGGUGGCCACCCUGGCCGGAGCCGGAGGGGUGCAGGCGUUCAAGACGAUGCGUACGCUGCGCGCCCUUCGACCCCUGCGAGCCAUGUCCAGGAUGCAGGGCAUGAAGGUCGUGGUGAACGCACUGGUCCAGGCUAUACCCAGCAUCUUCAACGUGCUUCUCGUGUGUCUCAUCUUCUGGCUCAUCUUCGCCAUCAUGGGUGUACAGCUGUUCGCCGGGAGGUACUACAAGUGUGUGGACGAGAACAACGAAACGUACCCGAUUGCGAUCGUCAACAAGAUGGAGGACUGCAAGGGCGAAAACAUGAAGUGGGUCAACUCAGAUAUGAACUUCGACCACGUCGGCUUCGCCUAUCUGUCCCUCUUCCAAGUCGCAACGUUCAAGGGCUGGAUUCAGAUCAUGGCUGACGCCACCGAUGCGCGCCCCGCCGGAUUCCAGCCGGACUACGAGUACAACGUCUACAUGUAUCUGUACUUCGUGUUCUUCAUCAUCUUCGGGGCCUUCUUUACACUCAAUCUCUUCAUCGGUGUUAUCAUCGAUAACUUCAACGAGCAAAAGAAAAAGGGCGGCUCUCUUGAUAUGUUCAUGACGGAGGACCAAAAGAAAUACUAUAGCGCCAUGAAGAAAAUGGGGUCAAAGAAACCCUUGAAAGCCAUCCCUCGGCCGAAGUUCAAACUGCAAGCCAUCGCGUACGACAUCUGCUCCAACCGCAAGUUCGACAUGGCCAUCAUGGCCUUCAUCUGCCUGAACAUGGUGACGAUGAUGCUGGACGAAUACGGCAUGUCGAAGGAGCGUACGCUGAUCCUGGAGAACGUCAACCUGGUGUUCAUCGUCAUAUUUACGGCUGAGUGCGUCCUCAAGAUCUUCGCCUUCCGCUGGCAUUACUUCAAGGAACCAUGGAAUCUAUUCGACUUCAUCGUCGUCACACUCUCCAUCCUGGGGCUUGUGCUGAAAGACAUCUUCACACAGAUGUUCAACGUGUCACCAACGCUACUGCGAGUAGUGCGCGUGGCCAAAGUCACCCGCGUUCUGCGACUCAUCAAAAGCGCUAAGGGCAUCCGAACGUUACUCUUCGCCUUCGCCAUGUCCGCGCCGGCACUUUUCAACAUCAUCCUGCUACUCUUUCUGGUGAUCUUCAUCUUCGCCAUCUUCGGCAUGAGCUUCUUCAUGAACGUCAAGGUCCCCAUGGGCGGCUUGGACGACACAUUCAACUUCCAGACGUUCGGCAAGUCCUUCAUCCUGUUGUUCCAGAUGAUGACAUCGGCCGGCUGGGCCAGCGUGCUCACUGGCAUCAUAAACGAAAAAGACUGCAAUGGGCCCAAUCCGGAGACGGGCGACCCGGGCAACUGCGGCCAGGCUUCGAUUGGCAUCGCCUACCUGCUAGCCUAUCUCGUGAUAUCCUUCCUUAUCGUGAUAAACAUGUACAUUGCUGUGAUCCUCGAGAACUACUCGCAGGCCAACGAGGAUGUGCAGGAGGGCCUGACGGGCGACGACUACGACAUGUACUACGAGAUCUGGCAGCGGUUCGACCCCAAGGGCACUCAGUACAUCGCCUACGACCAGCUCUCCGACUUCCUGGACGCGCUCGAGCCGCCGCUUCAGAUCCACAAGCCCAACAAGUACAAAAUCAUCACCAUGGACAUCCCGAUCUGCCAGGGCGACAAGGUCUACUGCGUCGACAUCCUGGACGCACUCACCAAAGACUUCUUCGCCCGCAAGGGCAACCCGGUGACGGAGACGGCCGAGCUGGGCGAGGUGACGGCGCAGACGGACCGUCCCGGCUACAAGCCUAUCUCGUCCACGCUCUGGCGCAAGCGCGAGGAGUUCUGCGCCUCGCUGAUCCAGAAGGCGUGGCGCAAGCACCGUGGCCGCGCCGAACCGUCGCAGCACCAGCAGACGGCCGUGCUGGUGGACGUUUCCAAGAACGGCCACAAGGUGGUGCUGCACUCGCGCUCGCCAAGCGUCACGUCGCGGUCGACGGAUGUCUGACCCGACGAACGUGCCGCGACGCCGCGAACUGACUCACCUCACACAGGCUUACGUAGCUGCGCACCCAAUAUAUAAUAUAUAACGCCGUAUUUUUAUAUUGAUUCAGCGGUGGUCGUCAGGCUUUCCGCGCGCGCGCAUAUAAGCGAGUAUUUAUAGAAGCUCAAGCUUACGAUUGUUGGGAAAACGUGCGGUGCAAGAUCGGUUGGUUCCGUUUCAGUGCUGUUCGGUCUUUUGUGCGCCCUGUCGUGUGCGACUGGCCGGCCGGCGGCCUGCGAGCCGCGCGUGCCGCCCCGAUCGUCCUCGUCCUGACCCACGCUC